AGCGAUUCCUUUUCCUUCGAGAGACUUCUUCUUUCUUCUGAAGCAGCUAUGUUGUUUGCUGGCGUUCCAUUCCGGCAGCGACUGUAGUUUCACUCCUGUAAAACCUAGACAUGCAACUUUCCUCUUUGUUCUUCUAGCUGUUAGUCUCCAACGUCUGGACAUCAUUUGGCGAGUAGAGUCAUAGAGCUGCACGAUGGGUCGAAGCAGAAAUAGAAGAAGGAAGCAGCAGAAGCUUGUUAAUCUGGAUUGGACAGAGCUGCCUCGUGGUAUCCUUGAGAUCAUCUUUGAGCGACUGACUGUGACUGAUUGUAUAUCUGUUAGUGAUGUUUGCAAAGCCUGGAGACAUGUUGUUGCACAAGAACUUGCUGGUUGGCAAAGCCGUGGUGUGCCAUGGCUCAUGAUGUCUGGCAAAGAUAGAGAGGUAAGAACUUGUAUUAGCAUACUACAAAAACAACAUUGGGACAUUGUGCUUCCCGAGGCUUAUGGAAGAUAUUGUUGGGGAUCAUAUCAAGAUUGGUUGAUUCUAGUAAAACAUAUUGGUUGUUUCUAUCUUGAGAUUAGCUUGUUGAAUCCAUUCUCUAGGAACAAAACUGAUCUUCCCAAAACAUGGAACUUUUAUCAUAAGAUUGUUCUCUCAGGGCUUCCCAUCCUUGACAACUAUGUCUGCAUGCUUGUUCAUAGUCAAUGUCGGGAGCUUUCUUUUUGGGUCCCAGGAGCUGAAUCAUGGUUUAAACAUAAACUGGAUGGUGAUCCAUUUGAGGAUGCUGUCUUCUGUGAUGGAAGUUUCUAUCUUAUAAGCAAUGAUUAUAACAUUUGGCAGAUUAAGUCUGCUAAUAUCUUUGCUAGCAUUAGAACAUAUGAUGCUUAUGAGGUAAAAAUAGAUUGUCAUGAAGUAAUAAUGUCAGAGGAGCAGGAAAAUAGUGGUGUGUUGAAGUAUCUUGUGGAAUCUUGUGGGGAGCUUCUUCUUGUUUGUAGGCUUUAUAACACCAAAGCAGAGGCUAUUCUUGAAACACAUGACUUCAAAGUAUAUUCAUUGGAUUUUAGCCUGAUGUCCUGGAAGAGGGUACAUGAUUUGGGGGAUAAAAUCUUAUUUCUAGGCAAGUGUUGUUCGCGGUCUGUUUCUUCGACAGAACUUGGUGUUGCGAUGAGGAAUCGUAUCUAUUUCUCUAAUGAUCAUGCUGCUCCAUGGUGGAACGAAUGGGAUUCUGAUCAUCUUUAUGGAAUUUCAGCUAGGCUUAAUCUGAACAAUGCUGGAAGAAAGGAUUGGGGCGUGUUCAGCCUUGGCAAUGGAACUCAUGAGGAUUUUUGCUUUCGUGGCAAUCGAGACAGAUGGGGACCGAUUUGGUUAACUUGCCCCCAAUGGUGGUGCUGUAGGAAAUUGGCCCUUAACCGAUAUAGUAACUAGUAAAUGUAGCCAUCUAUGGGGAUCGUGGCAUGGCAGGGAUUCUCUUUUUUCUAUUUUGUUCCACUUAGCAUAUCAGAGGGGAGGAGCUUAUUUCAGUGAUGAUGAGAGUUUGAAGAUGCUCCAUGUACAAGUUAGACGUGCAGCUUACUAGCCGCAUACCUUUUGUAAGUACAAAAAUAUCAGACAGAUUAUAUGUCCCUGCGUGGUCGGUGCUUGCAGUAAUUAUAUUUUAGAAUUUUGGUCGAAUGCAAA
Messenger RNA from Prunus dulcis (almond), 1657 nucleotides. Its product is annotated as F-box protein At2g26160-like. Gene Ontology annotation, molecular function: protein binding. The transcript has 2 exons. The record is from RefSeq and is a predicted model, not a curated record. Lineage: Eukaryota; Viridiplantae; Streptophyta; Magnoliopsida; Rosales; Rosaceae. Bases 194 to 1405 code for a protein of 403 amino acids.